ACUUUAAUUCUCCAGGGCACACCGGCCUGUAUCUCUCAUUUUGUGACAUUAUGCUACAAAACAGAACUCCUGUCUCUCAUUUGCAUUGGUAAUAGCAAUUCAUUCUCAAUUUAAACACAUACUAAUCGAGGCUGAGAUUAAUUAUCAAGUUACUAUCAUCUCAUGCUGAGUGGAGACCAUCAUGUCAAAGAAUAGAUCCAACAUUUCCUCUGCGUGUCGUAAAAGACGGACUUAAAGAAGUUGCUGAUUUGCACUCCGACUUCGUAAAACCCUCACUAGCAACUACUAAACAGAGCCAGGAGUUGGAGGGUUGUCGCCUGAAAUUGGGAAUCACAAACAGCGACCGUUAUUACAGCGCAUUCCUCCAUACCUUUCUCUUCGCAACCUCCCCCUGUAUACACUAAUAAACUCCAGCACGAGCACGUCCACAUCUUCACACACAUUACAUCUAGCCCUCUCUUUAUGCUCUAUUCACACCCUCCACACUUCAGGACACCACACUCAACAUACACACACAUUUCCUUAAUCUUUAUAGUCAGUCAGUUGCUUAUCUUCCUCGGCUUUUCGCUCUUUAGGGUGCAAAACAGUGUUCUCCACACUUCCGUUCUGCAAUUUGUUAUUCUGCUUCAAUUUCAUAAGAUGACUUAAUACUAUUCUCCUUUUCUGUUCUCUCUCUUCUGUUUUUGACGAAUUUGAUGAAUUAUUUUUUGUUUCUUCCUCACAAUGUAAUGAAAUUCUCUCAACUCCUCUUCGUUGUUUUUUUUCUUUUCCUGGCUAUGCUUGUAUAUUCUGAUGCAUUCUACCUGGAUUUAUCUUAUUAAAGUAUAUAACUAAGUUUUAUGUUAUCAACCAAGUUUAUUUAUUGAAGAUAUAUAUCAGUGUAAAUACUCACAGAUCUGUUCUCCUUUUUAUAUUAUGACAUCAAAUUGUGGGAAAAUACAGAAUGAAUGAUAUCAGUUUUCUGGUGACAUUGAAAUGGUAAUGAUAGAUUCCUUUUAUUUAAAGAAAUCUGUCAGGUUUUGAAGACAAGAUAUACAUUAUGAAGUACACAAGUGGCUGUUCUUUAUAACCUCAAAUAAGUGACUUUGAAAUUUAAUUUAAGACUGUAAACAUAUUACAACUGAGACAUGAAGCAUGGUAACAAACAGAAUCUGUUAUGUGUAGGUGUACAGAAUAAAUCACAUCACAAAAACAUCAGGAAGAAAGUAUUCACAUCAUCUAAUGCCUUAUUUAAACAAAAAUUACUUCAUACCAGAUUAAAAUUUUUCUAAUUCACAAUAGAACACUUCAUGCCAACUCAAACCUAUUAGGAUUCACAGUACAUCAGUUGCUAAAAACAGCUGUCUCUGUAAAAAUGUUCAGAAAUACAAAGCUUGCCAAUGCAUAAUCUUGCCAAAAUUUUCUCUGACAACAAUAAUUUGAUCAAGCAUAAAUAUGUUCAUACUGGUGAAAAGCUAAACUACUGUGAUAUCUAUGGUAGAACAAUCACACAGUAAGGUAUUUGACUAAAUCCAAAUAUAUUCAUUCAGGUGAGAAAUCAUAUCACUGAAAUCUAUGAGAAAAGUUUCUUGCAGAAUGAUAAAUUAACUGUACACACACACACAUAUACAUACACACAUAUAUAUAUAUAUAUAUUUAGGAGAAGAAUUAUCAGCAUGGUAUGCAGAAACAUUUUCUCACUUAUAAUUUGAAUAGACACAAAUACAUUAAUACCGUUGAAAGCAAAUAUUUUCUGAAGGAGGUAAAAUGACUAAUCACAAACUUACUCGCACAGGUGAGAAACCAUAUCACUGUGAUAUAUGUGGGAAAACAUUCUCUGUCUGUAAUAGUUUGACUCGACACAAACAGGUUCACAUAAGACAAAAGUCAUUCCCUUGUGAUACUUGUGGAAAAACAUUUUCUGGUAACAGUGCAUUGACAAGACAUGUACGCAUGCACGCUGGUGAUAAUCCAUACCACUGUGAUAUCUGUGGAAAAAAAUUUUGUGACAGUAAUAGAUUAACUAGACACAUACGCAUGCACACAGGUGAGAAACCAUACAACUGUGAUAUUUGUGGAAAGAAUUUCUCUGACAGAAGUGGUUUAACUCAACACAUACGUGUACACACUGGGGAAAAGCCAUACCAUUGUGAUAUUUGUGGUAAAACAUUUUCUGGCAAUAGUUCAUUAACUAAGCAUAUACGUGUGCACACUGGUGACAAUCCAUACCACUGUGAAAUCUGUGGUAAAACGUUUUCUGACAAUAGUCAUCUAACUCAACAUGUACGUGUCCAUACAGGUGAGAAGCCAUACCACUGUGAUAUCUGUGGGAAAACAUUCUCACAGAAUGGUCAUCUAACUCAACAUGUACGUAUUCACACAGGUGAGAAUCCAUUUCGCUGUGAUACCUGUGGUAAAUCCUUCUCUCAGAGAGGUCAUUUAACACUUCAUAUACGUGGUCACACAGGUGAAAGACCAUACAUUUGUGAUAUUUGUGGUAAAUCAUAUGCUGACAAUCAGAAUUUAAACCGUCACAAACCUGUACACACUGGUGUAAAACCAUAUCAUUGUGAUAUUUGUGGUAAAACUUACUCUGAGAAUAGGAGUUUGACACAUCAUAAAAAAAAGGCCCAUGGACAAGUAACAGUAAAAGAAUAGAAUCAUUUUGAAAAAUUUCAUGAAUUCACAAGCAAAUUUCUGAGGCAUAAUGCAAUGAAAUUUUUUGGGAACAUUAUAGAAAGUGGAUAAAAACUAUGUUUUCAUAACAAUGUUUGUCUUUGACAAACAUAAGCUACAUACUUUUUAAAAACUUCUUUCCAGAAUGUUCUACAACAUGGCAAUGGAACUGAAUAUAGACUUACAUGUCAUUUUGACUUUAUUUGGCUAAAACAUUGUAAAUAUGAAGCAGUUUAAUGUUUUAUAAAAGGAAAUUUACAUAAACCUAUAGACCUCUUUAUGAGAUUAUUAAUGAUCAAAAAUAUAUAUUUUUAAAUUAUUAACUUUAAUAUCCACUCUGUUUACACAGACAUUUGUCAUCAUUUUAAUGCUAUGAACUGUUCUAUUUUGUGAUUAAUGUAUUUUUCUGUCUUUCAAUUAAAGUUGCAAUAAUCUAUAAAAACUAUUUCACCAUUUCUUUCUAUUAGAAGUAUUUUGAAGUAGGAUGAUUUGAUAUAAAUGCUUUACUUUAAAUAAAACUAGUUAUUUUGUACAGUAUGGCAUUGAUUAGUAAAAGCUCACACACACACACACACACACAUACAGGGUACUCAGCUAAAUUUGAUGAUUUUUUUAUGUCACUUUUUUUUUUCAAGAACAACUUAAUGAAUUUGUGAACAAUCAACAUCACUAGAAAGCAUAAAGAUUAAAGUUGUAGUUAAGAAAAAGUUAGCUGACAUGGGAGAUUGGAAGCCAUCUGAAUAUUGAAAAAGAGUUACAUGUAUCUUAAUGAUUUGCAGCAGGUAUCAAAAAUGCCAACAUCAUGACUGCUGCUCAGUGCUCUGUAAAGGUUGUAAGACCUGGACAGCUGCAACAGAGGCUACAAAGCCAUGGCCAGCAAGAAGGGACACAGAAGACGUUCUAAUUGCAUCUGCACACUGGAAUUCAUACCCACAUAUUUGAUCAGGGCUUUAGGCUCAUUUCAGAUGGUUAUAUGAAGCUGCUGGAAACUGGUCAAUCCCUGCUUGAGAGGAUUGUUGCUGGAAGUCCAUGUGUGUGGCAGCAAGAUUCAGCUCUUUGUUAUACCUCCAGAAAGAGUCAGAAGUGGUUGUCAGAGAAUUUCUAUGACUUUAUCAGCCCCAACUUCUAGCCUCCUAAUUCUCCAAUUGUAAUCCCAUGGAUUACUAUGUGUGGGGCAUGGUUGAGAAAGACACCAACUGCUCUGCCUUCAAUACCACAGCUGAACUGGUGGCUAAGAUCAAGGAGGUGUUUGAAGAUCUUCCCAGAGACACUGAAGAAUGCGUACACCAUGUUCCAGAACCAUCUUGUGGCUGCUGUGAUAGAAACUGAGGGUGGCUACUUUGAGUAAACUGUCACCUCCCAACCGUUAUCUAGUUGUUAUUUUUUAAAGUACUUUUAUUUUUUUGAUAGAAUAUUAUGUUUUCUUUUCCUCUCAUGCAAACUGUCAAAUUUAGCCCCAGCACAUCAUCAUCAUCAUUUAAAAUCUGUCUUCCAUGCUGCUCCUCUCACACUCUUAUGGAGCAUCCCUUUCUAUCCCCUUUGUACCACUUAUACUUACAGGUAGAUCCCAAUGUAUCUUCAACACCAUCUAUUUCUCCCUAUCUCUCCCUCUCUCUCAAUCUGACUGUCUCUAUCUUUCUCCCUAUCUCUUCUUCAUAGUAAGUCUCUUAUCUCUGUCCUUCUAUUAUUCUCUAAUCUUUCACUCCUUCUCCCU
Octopus sinensis (East Asian common octopus) is the source of this 4369-nucleotide messenger RNA. RefSeq names its product zinc finger protein 678-like. Gene Ontology annotation, molecular function: RNA polymerase II cis-regulatory region sequence-specific DNA binding; DNA-binding transcription factor activity, RNA polymerase II-specific. The transcript is spliced from 2 exons. Gene Ontology annotation, biological process: regulation of transcription by RNA polymerase II. The coding region runs from base 1747 to 2637 and encodes 296 amino acids. The record is from RefSeq and is a predicted model, not a curated record. Lineage: Eukaryota; Metazoa; Mollusca; Cephalopoda; Octopoda; Octopodidae. Gene Ontology annotation, cellular component: nucleus.